CGGGCCGUGAGCGCCAUGGCCGUGGCCCCCGCGGGUGGCCCAUGCGCGCCGGCGCUGGAGGCCCUGCUCGGGGCCGGCGCGCUGCGGCUGCUCGACUCCUCGCAGAUCGUCAUCAUCUCCGCGGCGCAGGACGCCAGCGCCCCGCCGGCCCCCGCUGGCCCCGCCGCGCCCGCCGCCGGCCCCCGCGACCCCGACCUAUUGCUCUUCGCCACGCCGCAGGCGCCCCGGCCCACUCCCAGCGCGCCGCGUCCCGCGCUCGGCCGCCCGCCGGUGAAGCGGAGGCUGGACCUGGAAACUGACCAUCAAUACCUGGCUGAGAGCAGUGGACCAGUUCGAGGCAGAGGCCGCCACCCAGGAAAAGGUGUGAAAUCCCCGGGGGAGAAGUCACGCUAUGAGACAUCACUAAAUCUGACCACCAAACGCUUCCUGGAACUGCUGAGCCGCUCAGCUGAUGGUGUUGUUGACCUGAACUGGGCAGCUGAGGUGCUGAAGGUGCAGAAGCGGCGCAUCUACGACAUCACCAACGUCCUUGAGGGCAUCCAGCUAAUUGCCAAGAAGUCCAAGAACCACAUCCAGUGGCUAGGCAGCCACGCCACGGUGGGGAUCAGCGGGCGGCUUCAAGGGCUGACCCAGGACCUCCGGCAGCUGCAAGAGAGCGAGCAGCAUCUGGACCACCUGAUGCACCUCUGCACAACUCAGCUGCGGCUGCUCUCUGAAGACUCUGACAGCCAGCGCCUGGCCUAUGUGACCUGCCAGGACCUUCGUAGCAUUGCAGACCCUGCAGAGCAGAUGGUCAUGGUGAUCAAGGCCCCUCCCGAGACCCAACUCCAAGCGGUGGACUCUUCAGAGACCUUUCAGAUCUCCCUUAAGAGCAAACAAGGCCCCAUUGAUGUUUUCCUGUGCCCUGAGGAGAAUGCGGGCGGGAUCAGCCCCGGGAAGACCCCGCCACAGGGGACAGCUUCAGGGGAGGAGGACGGGGCAGCUGACCCUGCCCCCACAGUGCCACCACCAUCUCUUCCCUCAACCCCUGCCACGGAUCUGGGCCAUUCCCUGCUCAGCUUGGAGCAAGAACCGCUGCUGUCCCGAAUGGGUGGCCUUCGGGCCCCUGUGGAUGAGGACCGCCUGUCCCCACUGGUAGCGGCAGACUCACUCCUGGAGCAUGCAAGGGAGGACUUCUCUGGCCUCCUCCCUGAGGAGUUCAUCAACCUUUCCCCCCCUAAUGAGGCCCUCGACUACCACUUUGGCCUGGAGGAGGGCGAGGGCAUCAGAGACCUCUUCGACUGUGACUUUGGGGACCUCACCCCCCUGGAUUUCUGA
Molecule: messenger RNA, 1317 nt
Organism: Cynocephalus volans (Philippine flying lemur)
Lineage: Eukaryota; Metazoa; Chordata; Mammalia; Dermoptera; Cynocephalidae
Gene: E2F1
Product: E2F transcription factor 1
Exons: 7
Coding region: 16-1317 (433 amino acids)
Biological process (GO): G1/S transition of mitotic cell cycle; regulation of transcription by RNA polymerase II
Cellular component (GO): Rb-E2F complex
Molecular function (GO): RNA polymerase II cis-regulatory region sequence-specific DNA binding; DNA-binding transcription factor activity, RNA polymerase II-specific; protein dimerization activity
Source: RefSeq, a predicted model, not a curated record